CCCGCCGGUCCCGGUCCGUGCCGUGCCGUGCUGCUAGCACCGAGACAGCUCCCCUCUCAGCACAAUGGCCUGCCAAGAGAGCGAGUACCUGGAUGACCAGAAGAAAUGUGUCCCCUGCAGGAAGUGCAUGCCCGGGCAGGAGCUUUCCAAGGACUGCGGCGAUGGCAGCGGCGGGGACGCGCAGUGCGUGGCCUGCCCUCCCAGGAAGUUCAAGGACCGCUGGGGACACCACGGCUGCAAGCCCUGCCUGUCCUGUGCCCUCAUCAACCGCGUGCAGAAAUCCAACUGCACAGCCACGGCCGACGCUGUCUGCGGGGAGUGCCUGCCGGGGUUCUACAGGAAGGCGCGGAUCAGCGGGCAGCUGGAGUGGGAGUGCAUCCCCUGCACCAAGCAGACGCCGUCCUCCGAGCCACAGUGUCGCUCCAGAACAAACCUGGUGAAGGUCGCUGUCCCUACUGUACCACCACAGGACACAGCCCUUCUUGCACUGACCAGCAGUGCCCUGGUCAUCAUCGUCCUGGUGCUUCUGGCACUUUCCAUCAUCUACUGCAAGCGAUUCUGGAAAAGCCAGUGCCAGAGAGUCUUCCUGAGGACUCAGAACUUCUCAGGCCAGCGAGCAACGUUCCCAACUGCAGCAGCUCCUGGCAGGUUCCUCUGUGAGGAGCAGAUGUCUGGACCCUGCUGCCUGGGUGUGAAGAAUUUGAGCCCUUGCUACAGGCAGGCAGAAGGCCCUGUGGAAGCAGUGCAGUUCAUUUCUGAUGGGGAAGCCGUGGGUCUCCAGCUCCCCUCUCUCCAGCCAGAGAUGGACUUGCCACCAGCCAUCGCAGCCAGCACUGCCUCCAAGGCCCAGCUGGGCAGGAGCCUGCUGGAAAGCCAGCCCCUGAUCCGGGCCUCGGGCCAUGGGGACUGCCUGGAGGGGGUCCUGCCGCCCCCCGCCCCCAGGCAGGGCACGGUGGAGGCCCUGGCCCCCCUCUCCUCCUGCGCCUCCGAGAUGCAGCACAAGUGGCCCCACGCGCCCGUGGAGUGCACUGAGCUGGACCUGCAGAAGUUCUCCAGCCAGGCGGAGUUUGUGGGUGCUGAGCGGCUGGAGGACACUGCCGGCCGGGCUGGGAGGAGGAUUCCAGCAGAGAGCAGUGCUGGGGUGCAGGAGAGGGCUCAUCACCUGCCCACAGCUGAAACCCCACCUGGGGAGCAGCCGGUGGAUGAUGCCCAGAGCCUGGUGACUCAGAUCAGCAGCACGGCCAGUGGUCUCCCCAUAGCAGAGCUGCCCCAUUCCUUGGUGCAGUCUCUGGCCUUCCUGUUGGACCCUUCCUUGAACGGAGUGAAGAACUUCAGCCACGUGGCUCUGGAGCUGGGGCUGAUGCCGCAGCUGCUGGGGCGGAUCUCGGGCUUUGAGCAGCUGGUGGCACACUUCACCUCUGCAGGAGCCGUGGUCACCGUCCCUCUGCUGGCGCGGGCGCUGCAGCGGCUCCAGCGCGUCGACGCCCUGCUGCUGCUCUGCGACCACUUCACGCUGAGCCCCGCGCCCGACCGCCAGCGCUAGGGGACACCCGGGGACACAGGGACUCCAGGCACUGCUGGAACUGUGGCCUGCAGGCACAGAGCCUCCCCGGGCAGGAGGACACAGAGAUGGUUUUUGCGUCGUGGAAUGGACAUGAUGGGCGUCUCUGCACAGGGGUUCGGGAAGCACAGCUGUGCCUUUUCCUUGCUCAGGCCCCUCCAGAGGCUGUUUUUGCUCUAGUUGUGGCACCCUUCCCUGUUGGUUACUGUGGUGCUCUGGCUCUGCAGUGAGCCCUGUCCUGCCCCACUGUUGCCAUGGGGUUCCUCAGCCAUGGGGCUCACUGUCCAUGGGUGACGCCCUCCUAUGAGCCCAGCCAUCUC
Melospiza georgiana is the source of this 1881-nucleotide messenger RNA. RefSeq names its product ectodysplasin A2 receptor (gene EDA2R). Gene Ontology annotation, cellular component: plasma membrane. Lineage: Eukaryota; Metazoa; Chordata; Aves; Passeriformes; Passerellidae. Gene Ontology annotation, biological process: tumor necrosis factor-mediated signaling pathway; positive regulation of JNK cascade; positive regulation of canonical NF-kappaB signal transduction. The record is from RefSeq and is a predicted model, not a curated record. The transcript is spliced from 9 exons. Bases 65 to 1543 code for a protein of 492 amino acids. Gene Ontology annotation, molecular function: tumor necrosis factor receptor activity; protein binding.